CACACACACACGCAGACACACACGUAGUAGGCGGAGGCAGCAGACACACACGCACGCACACACACAGACCCGUAGUAGGCGGAGGCAAGGAGCCACACACACACACAUUGGAGGGAACCCCAUCAGCUGUGGGAAGCAACACAGCCUGAACUUACUUUUUAAUUUUUCUAACUCUGCUCCUCAGAUCGCCCGAUUUCGAAGCCGUAUUUUUUGUCGGUAUGCGUCACUGAGGAGUGCGGCGACGGCUCGGUGCUAGAAAACGUGCGUGAUUAUAUUUCAACAGGGACAGCAGUGUAGGAAGAAGGAACAGAAAACACGGACUACAGAAGGUGGCUCUGAAAGCAUGGAAUAUUUCAUGAUGCCGACAGAGAAGAUACCGUCCUUACAGCAGUUCAAGAAGACGGAGAAGGAUGUUAUCGGGGGUCUCUGCAGCCUGGCCAACAUCCCCCUCAGUCCAGAGACAGCCCAGGACCAGGAGAGACGAAUCCGCCGUGAGAUUGCUAACAGCAACGAACGCCGGCGCAUGCAGAGCAUCAACGCAGGCUUCCAGUCCCUGAAAACACUCCUGCCCCACACAGACGGAGAGAAACUCAGCAAGGCGGCUAUCCUGCAGCAGACGGCAGACUACAUCUUCGCCUUAGAGCAGGAAAAGACGCAGCUCCUGGCACAGAACAACCAGCUCAAACGCUUCAUCCAGGAGUUUAGCGGCUCAUCGCCUAAGAGGAGGCGAGCGGAGGAGAAGGACGAAGGGAUCGGCUCUCCAGACACACUGGAGGAGGAGAAAGUUGAGGAGCUGAGGAGGGAGAUGUUAGAGCUGCGGCAGCAACUGGACAAGGAGCGCUCGGCUCGUAUGCAGAUGGAGGAGCAGGUGCGAUCUCUUGACACCCAGAUGAGCCCCGAGCGUAUGAAGGUGAUCACCCAGCAGGUGGAGGAGGAGCAGGCCAUCCUCCAGAGCCAGACACUGUUACGACUGCAGCAGAUCCAUGCCGCCGACAGACAAACACACAGUCCACAGGUGCUGGCUCCACCCACUCCCCCCGCCCCAACCCACCACCCUACAGUCAUCGUCCCAGCCCCAACACUAACUCAGCACCCCCACCAUCAUGUCACCGUGGUGACCAUGAGUCCAUCUGUCCACACCAGCACCGUGUCAACAUCCAGACAGAACCUGGACACUAUUGUGCAGGCAAUCCAGCACAUUGAGCGCACCCAGGAGAGGAGAGCGAGCGCCGAGGAGGAGCAAAGGCGAGCGGUCAUCGUUAGCCCCGCGCACGUCGCCAUGGACACCGCCUGCUCAGACACAGACACCGACACAGAGGGGGAGGACUGCUCGAUGAACUGAUCCACCCCAUGAACUCACAAACACACACAAACACUUAAAAUACCUACUCACUGUAAGAUUCCCUCCAGGAGCUUGACUACUUAAAAAAAAUCUUUCUUCGGCAUUAUGAAAAAUUUAAAAUCCAGUGGUUAAGCUCUGUAUCAGUCAUGUACUGUAAAAAUUGAAAACAUAGGAUGGUCAGCGCGCAGAGGAGCUCCUGUGGGAUUUGUCAGAGCCGGUCUGUGGCUACUUGAAACCUGGAGGGUCUCCCCGUGUAAACAGCUAUCGGCAUCCGUCCGUCCUUCAUGUGUGUUUAUGUGUGCUACAUACAGUCGCAGUAUCACAGCUAACUGUCGUCACUGGCGCACUGACAGUAUUAUAUGUGCCACAAAUUGAUAGUGAGCACAAUGGAGAGUUGAAUGUAACAACACAAUAAGCAAGCAGCUCUUGAUUCUUUAAGGGAUGUCAAGUUGCAGCUGUUUCUUCCCCAGUCUUAAUAUGUUUUUUCUGUCUUUUCUUCUUUGUUUCCUGGUUGGUCACAUGAUAUCGUAGUGCCAGUGGCCACAAAACUCAACUUAAACUACAACAGAAGGCAUUUCUAAAUUUUAAAAAGUAAAAGUUAAACCUAAUUGCAAAGCUAAUCAGAGGCUAAAUGUCGAAUGAAAUUAUAUCUGAUUUACUUGAAAAAACAUACGUUGUGUUUUUGAUAUCUAAAUAAGCCCUUAAAAAUAAGCUGAUGAACAAUUUACAUUGAUCGUCUUUUGGUUAUUAUUGUUUUUCAUUGUUUUGUUAACUUUUUUUUUUUUCUUGUCAGGGUUACUGAAUGUUGAAAGUGAAGAUUUUGUUAUAUUGAGAUUAACAACUUAAAAUUGGAGGUUUGUCAGGUUUUUGUGGGGAACCGGAAGCCUUGCAGAAUUGUUGCCAAGUUUGAUUUCAACCAAAUGAAACUAAAAACUAACUUUAAAAAAAGAGGCUUUAAAAGUAGAAACACUUUAAUUUUCCAGAAUUUGUCAAUUUGACUGGAUCAAACUGAGUGAAUUAAUGGAACAUUUGGCUGGUUUGAAGAUCUGAAACAGAUUUGCAUGAUUCACACACUCUGUUUGCAUGAAGGCUUCCGGUUUUCCUCCAGAGACUUCCAGUCCAUCUUCUGGUCUUGGUUUGUUGAUUUCAGUGACUAUGCACUAGAGUUUUUGGUAUUUAUGCAAUUCCAUCUUCAGUACAUUUGUCGGUGUCAUUUAUACAUGAGGUGAAGUUAUCUAUGCACCGUCAAUAGGUGUGUACAUGACACCUACAGGAUAUGUAUGAAACAAAGAAUGUAGUCUACUUGUGGUGCUCUUUGUCAACAAGGUGCUCUGCUGACCAGCAGUGAGCUGAGGCACAAACCUUUUGUGUAACUUCACACUUGUUUAUUACACGUGUGUGAAAUUUCUGGGAAAUGAUACAAGUCAUUUCCACAUCUUGGAAUUGCUUAGAGGGCAGCGGAGCAGGGAGGUCUGAUCACAAAUGACAGCACAUUUUGUGUUGACUCAUGAUAUUUACUCACAUAAAUAGAAAAACCUUCAAAACACUGGUUUCAUACUGAUGUCAACAAUAACCUACAGCAUAGAAUGACAGAUAACAGUAUAGUAAAUGUAAAUUGAAAAACUACAUUUUAAAAACAAGGUGAAGGAGAAGGUAAAUAAGAUAAAUUCACACACCAGCUUCCCGUAAAAAACAUAGUUUUGGAAAAGAUGAUACAAGAGCAGCAGCUUUAUUGGAAAUCGAAGCCCGUACUUGCAGGUCGAUGUAUGUUUUCGGUGCAUCAGAUGCCUCACAGAGUUCUGCACUCUAAUGAAGAGCACUGAGCUGAACUACAGAUGUCUCUCCAAAAUGCACCGAGUCUGUCCACCUCAUGUUUCAUUGCUUAUAUUCGUGUCGGGAAUUUGACUGGAAAUCCCUGCUUCGAGCCUCCCUCCUGUCAUACUCAAUUUGAUACGCUGACUUGAUGCUGUAAACAUUCCUUUUUAUUUGGAUUUGUAUCUGUCUUUUGAUCUCUCACAUGUUCUGUUGCCAAUUGAACGCAUGUUAAUAAUUGCUAAAGCGGGCUUUUGUUUUGAAAGUUUGUUUCUUUUUCUUUUUUUUAACUCUGGUUUCCUCUUUUUUUUCUCUCCAUUAACACAUGACUGAUGGGUUCAGUGUGAAACUGUCUUGUGUGAGAUGCAUGGACACUAUUUCACUUACUGACAUCAAUUUUAUAUCUGGUUAGACUAGUCUUUUUCAUGCCAAACGUGUGUGUGUGUGGGGCGGGGGGGUUCUCAUAUUGUUUGUGAAACUUUGUUGAAGGGUUCAGUGAUUCGCUAAUGGAUGGUAAAGCACAGCUUGAAUCUGAGCUGAGGUUUGUCAUUGGUUGGCUGAACUGUUGCUCCCCAAAUGUUUCUGUACAUUGUGUUGCAGCACUGCUGUCUUUUGGUGGAAUUUGAGAUAUUUGAUAUGAAGCACUUGCUGUUCUGUACUGCCUGAAUCAAUGAUGAGGAAGAUAUUUUUUGCCAUUUAUUUUUUGUAAACUCUUUGCUGUGACUCUGCAGCUGUUUAUUAUGUUCUGCUCUUUUCUGUCUUUUCUUCUGUCUUUCUCAUCCUGUUUUCCAUUUUUGGUGACAAGCAUUUUUUUUUUUUUUAUAUUUUUGUGAUUUAUUUUUUUGUUUGUUUGUUUUGUUUUCCAUCAGUCCAGGUCGAUGAGAAGCUGUUAUAUUUUGUUUAUAAAAACUUGGGUAAACAGGCCUUUGUAAAGAUGAAAAAAAAAUAAAAUUUGUACUUUUUUUAUUACA
Molecule: messenger RNA, 4125 nt
Organism: Acanthopagrus latus (yellowfin seabream)
Lineage: Eukaryota; Metazoa; Chordata; Actinopteri; Spariformes; Sparidae
Product: transcription factor AP-4-like
Exons: 7
Coding region: 344-1342 (332 amino acids)
Biological process (GO): regulation of transcription by RNA polymerase II
Cellular component (GO): nucleus
Molecular function (GO): DNA-binding transcription factor activity, RNA polymerase II-specific; protein dimerization activity; RNA polymerase II cis-regulatory region sequence-specific DNA binding
Source: RefSeq, a predicted model, not a curated record